GAGCUUAAUUCGAAGGCGAAGUCAUGGGAGUCCAAGCAGCCACCGAUUGCGGCACCCAUGGCCAGCUCCUCAGAGCCCAAGUAAGAGCCAGAGAUGCAAGCAUGGCUUGGGGACCAUGUUGCAGCCAGUGCAUGUGUCAACGGCAUCUAGGGGGCAUCAGGCGUGGACGCGUUUGUUCCGAAGUGGUGGCGCGCGGGAUCCACAGUGGCUUGCUCGUGGACCCUCAGUUGUUUCGGAGCCUGUCUAAUUCCUGCCCGACGGCUCCAUGGCUGCAGGGAGGUCGAUUCCUUAGCGCUCACGUCUGAGCGGGGUGAGGCCCUUAGCCACUUUGGUCCAAGGGGUCGGGGUGCCGCGGGGCGUGCGCCGCCCAGGCCGCUUCGCGGGCGCGGUCGCGGCGCCAUGACCACCCGCACUCCCGCGGUGCCGGACGAUUUCCCACACUUUCUGGCGUGGUAUGGGCAAGUGCCCAGCUUUGACCACGCCAGGGUGCGGAGCAAGGAGUUCCACUGCCGCGACCACGUCUUCCACAUCCGGCAGCUGGUGGAUGCGCGGUACUACCUGAACUGGCAUUAUGCCGACGCGGGCACAUACGGCGUCUCGGCGUACUUCAACGCCGCGGAGGAUUGGCUACGUUGCCGGCGAAUACGCGCCAUGGACCCGUCGGACAGGCCCCACGCGUUGCGAGAGUGGUUCCUCGAGAAGUAUCAGGUCAACAAUGUGUGGCAGUACCGCGAGCCGCCUCCCGAGAUAGGCAAGCACGAGCUGCUCUGACACCUGCGUCACCAGCACAGUCCAGCAAUAGACCAGCCGCUCUCUGGCCAGAGCCUUGUGCAGCGCGGUGCGUGGCGCGGCCUGCUGUUAUAGGGCGGCGUAACCGCUGGAAGUGAAAAGGAGUGCUGUGCUCAGAUAGCGUGUUCCUCGGAGCCGACUCUCAGUAGGGAUCGAAGGUACGCCGCGGCGGAAAUCAUAUCACAAUAAUGCGAAAGACCGAGCCCAGAUACCAGAA
Prorocentrum cordatum is the source of this 1006-nucleotide messenger RNA. The record is from the annotation of a GenBank genome assembly. Lineage: Eukaryota; Dinophyceae; Prorocentrales; Prorocentraceae.